AUGAAGGCUGUCUUAGUUCUGGGUCUGGCCGCGCUGGUGGCCGCCGGCGGCGGUGGUCUUGGACACGGACACGGACACGGACACGGCGGUGGAGGAGGAGGAGUGAUUAGCCUCGGCGGCGGCGGUGGCGGCGGCGGCGGCGGCGGCGGCGGUUUCUUCCACGGCGGCGGCCGAUCCUCAACGGCGGAGGCGUCGGCCUCGGCGGCGGCCUCGGCGGCGGAGGCGGCGGCAUCGUCGGCGGCAUCGGCGGUGGCGUCGGCGGCGGCAUCGGCGGCGGCCGUCGGCGGCGGCAUCGGCGGCGGCGGCUACGGCCAGGUGGACUUGACCUGGGGCUACAGCGAUUACCACUUCUCCUGGUUGCACGACUACGGCAAGAAGUACGACUUCGAUAGUGCCCAGUACUACUGCCGCAACCUUGGCUACGGCUGGCGGGGCAUCAGCAUCGAGACUCGGCAGGAGGAUGCCCUCGUGGACAAGAUUAUUUACGAGCACAAACUCCCGUACAUCUGGACCGGCGGCCGCAAGUACGGAUACAACUGGUUCUGGCCCUCCGGAAACUACUUCUAUGGCUUUGACUGGUCCUACACUGGCGGCAACGGUUACCCUCAGCCAGACAACCGUGAGGGCAACGAGUACGGCCUGGCAGUGCUCAACAACUUCUACAAGGAUGGCAUCGUGUGGCACGACGUCGCCCCUCACCACCAGAAGCCCAUCAUCUGCGAGCGCCCCUCAUUUGGCCACGGCCACGGCCACGGUGGCAGGGGCGGCCGCGGGGGCGGCGGCCGUUAUGGCUACGGUCACUAAGAAGUCUUAUUUAUGUAAGAGGUGGUUUCCUCUGUGUCUUGGUGAAUAAAUUAUCAACUAUUUACAA
Messenger RNA from Scylla paramamosain (green mud crab), 871 nucleotides. RefSeq names its product probable H/ACA ribonucleoprotein complex subunit 1. NCBI's taxonomy places the organism in Eukaryota, Metazoa, Arthropoda, Malacostraca, Decapoda, Portunidae. The coding region runs from base 1 to 804 and encodes 267 amino acids. The record is from RefSeq and is a predicted model, not a curated record. The transcript is spliced from 5 exons.